CUGUGUUCCUAAAAGAACUUGAUUUUUCCCUGUAUAAGCUUUAUUUUCAUUUGGUUUGUCACUUCUAAAUUCUAUGAAUAUAUUAUUGUAAAAUAAGGGGGCAGCAAGUUUUUAUCGAUUUCCAAAUAUUCAGAAACUUUUGCUGUUAAAUGUGACAGGUCAGUCUGCAGGAUGGCGACUAUGGUGGAAGAACAGAAUUCGGUUGACAUGGGCGAAGAUAAAGAAUCACAAUUCGACCAAGUCGGUUACAAUUGGGUGGACAUUACCCAAGAAUUUUUCGAAGCAAUCACAGAACUGGAACUCGGAGAACUUCUACGUGAAAAAUUGUUUGAAUUAUUUGAAGCAAUGUCUGCAAUUGAAAUGAUGGAUCCAAAGAUGGAUGCUGGUAUGCAAUGUAAUCGGGGCAGCAACAAACCAUGUACUUUCACGCAAGCUGUUGAGUCUGGUGCAUUAAAAUUGGACAAUCUGACUCCAUCUGAAGUUAUAGGAAUAAUUGAUUCAACCUAUGCGUGUAUAGUGUCUUGGCUUGAAGGUCAUAGUUUGGCACAAACAGUUUUCACUAAUUUAUACCUUCACCAGCCCAGUCAAAUAGUGGAUAAACCUUUGCAAACUUUUUGUUAUGCCGUGUAUAAAAUAAUUGAGAUAAUUAAAGAUUGCAUAAACAAAGCAUUAGUAUUUGAGGAAGAAGACUUUCAAAGUGUUACUUAUGGGUAUAGAUUGCAAGAAGACAUUGCAGAACAAAGGACUAUAUCUAUGUUGCGCGAAGUAGAAGAGGAACUACAUAGAAAAAGUAGAAUAAAGCUAGUGAAUGCAGAAUCUGAGAAAGAAUACAAUGAUGGGCUAGCCCUAUAUGCAAGAAUUAGAUUUACCAAGUUGUUUUAUCAAAUAUUAUCAUUAAUGGGGAAAAAAGAACAGCUGCAACAGAAUUUAAACGAUUGUCAUAGAUUGUUAUACACGUGUUCAUGCAUGAUUCAAGUUAUGAUUAGGACAAUAGAUCGUGGAGAGAAGGCUGAUGAAAUUUCAAAUUAUCCAAAUAUUAUGGGAUUUGAUCCCAUGGUGAAUCAGAGAUUAUUACCACCAACAUUCCCUCGAUAUACGAAAAUAAAGCCACGAUUGGAGGCGCUAAAAUAUCUGGACGAAUUAUUGAAUAGAUUUAGAACGGUCACUAUGAUCACCAAUCAGAAUGGUCUUCAUGCAGCCUUGGACUUUUUUUUAGAAUUCUCACGACAAAGUCCGUGUAUAUUAUCUAGAUCAAUGCUACAAAUAGUUUAUUUACCUACGACAAAUCGAGUAUUUGGUGUGCAUAAUUUCGCGGAUGUUUUGAAAGACGCGGCGCGAAACUUUAUCGCACCACCGGUCUUAAUGCCAAAGAGCACGUUGCUUCAGAAUCAUCAGGCUAAGGAGUAUGUUGAUAGUUUUAUGUCUCAUUGUGUGAGCCUCUUUGGAAUGCUGUUGCAGCUGACUGGUCACAACAGAGCAAGGCAGAGGGAUAAACUAGCACAUUUAUUGGAAGAUUUCGCUGCGUUGCAAGACGAAGCUGAGAGAGUAGAUGGGUUCUUACAUACGUUGUCUUUAAAAAGUGUUACACCCAGGUCGCAUCUAGCUUGUUUUGGAACAUGGAUCUUGUAUCAUACGCUACGAGUAAUGGUCAUGUACUUGUUAAGCGGGUUCGAGUUGGAAUUGUAUUCAGUACAUGAAUAUCAUUACAUAUACUGGUACCUUUAUGAAUUUCUUUACGGAUGGCUUGUAUCGGCUAUUACAAGAGCCGAUACCUUUUUAAUGGAACAGGAUGUACAUAACAAUUCGAAUAAAGGCAGAGGUGCCAAGAAGAGUGCUAAAAAUAAGAAAAAGAGAAAAAAAUCAACGCCGAGACCGUACGACUUAGAAAUAUUGAUGUAUCAAGCUAUGCAAAAUAUAUGUGGUGGCUAUUAUAAAGCUUUAGUUGGUUUCCGUAUGGAUGGAAGAAUACCACUUCCUGAAAUGCAAUUUGAUUCGGAACGUGUCCGAUACGAACACAGGUUAUUGCCGUUUUCUUCGCUACUGACGCCGCCACCAGUUCAUUACCAGGAAUUCUUAGAUAUGACUAAUGCACAGAUGCAUAAAAGAAAUGAGGAGGUUACUAGUGAAAUGCAGUACUUAGCCGGCUGUCGACAUUUUCAUCAAGCGAGAAAUAUGUUGGAACGAGCUUUAUCUCUUAAUCCACCGAACGCCAGUACUAUUAUAAAUGAGAUCAAUGACUUAUUGAAAGUAUCGAAAACAAAUUUCGUGGUUCUAAAGUUACUCGCCGACGGUCAUCAAAAGAAUUCGAAAGAACCACCAGUAUUCGACUUCUCCUGCCACCAACACUUCCCGCUGAUCAAACUUACAAAAAUGAAAUCUUUGUAAUGGCCCCCGUCUCGAGCUACAACUGGACAUAUAUUAUUUAUUUUAGCUUUAACCGUGGAAAAAAAUAUUUUUGUGUUGUUAACA
Nomia melanderi (Alkali bee) is the source of this 2469-nucleotide messenger RNA. It is a transcript of the gene Naa35, whose product is annotated as N-alpha-acetyltransferase 35. The record is from RefSeq and is a predicted model, not a curated record. Gene Ontology annotation, cellular component: NatC complex. Lineage: Eukaryota; Metazoa; Arthropoda; Insecta; Hymenoptera; Halictidae. Gene Ontology annotation, biological process: N-terminal peptidyl-methionine acetylation.